AGCGAGGAGCAUCGACGUCGAGGGGAGGAACGCGUACGCGACCCUGCUUUCGUGUCCAAGCUCGAAUCACUCCGACAGUGCAUACGGGAAAAGAAGGAGGACAAGCACCUGGCUGCUGCCCUCGUCGAUCUCUUGCAAUGCUAUGCUCAGCUUUUGUCAUCCUCGUCCACAGCCAAUGCCUUCAAGAACCAUGAUAGCAGGCACGUCAACACCAGGGUCGACAUCCCGCGUCACAACUACGACCUCCGGUCUAGGCGCCAUGCUGCCAAGAGCGGCGAAAGCAGGGUCUCUGCCUUUGAGCAGGGAAACCAGCAGCUGAGAAGUGGUGGAGAGUGCAACUGUGUCGAUAUCGCAAUCCGCGUCCCAAAACAACACAUGCUCUGCUUGGCAUUGCAAGAUGAGCAGUCUGCUGUCGACGAUGGAUCCGAUGCGAGCAGCGUCCGUAGGGACGCGCAGCAUCCCUAUCUGGACUAUGCUUCAGUCGUCGAAAUGAAGCGAGAGGCUUACAGCGACCUCAGCGGCUCCCUUGUCAAACAGAUCGCCCGCGACGCGGUGAGUCGUUGUCGGCAAGGCAACUCCCAGACAGACGCACUCUCAAAGGUAGCCCAGGCGCAUUGGCCUGGCCUGCGGUUUUUGCUGGGGCACGUGCGCUCGUCUUCCUCGCGCGUUUUUUUCUUCUUUCCGCUGUCGAUCCGCUCAGCUGAACCAACUUGCCCUCCACUCACCCCCUUCCAAACGACCCAACAGCGUCAGCUUCUGAUCGCCCAUCCAUUCGCGCGACACGUUCAUGUAGUGACAUGGACAGGGUCCUUGGUGCGUCUGUGGCAAUACAAUGCCAACGGCAUCGUCUUGUCCCGCCCCUUCACACUCAUGAAGACGUCAGACUCGCGCAGAAAAGAAGGCAGCGCAGACAACGUCGCAGAGCUAGGCAAGCUGUGCUACCUGCUCAUGUCCGGAGAGGCAACUGUCCUUCCACGAUGGACACCAUGCUCCCCCGAUGCCAAAGCUCAACUACUGGGCAUGGAGGUUGGCAUUGAGAUCAAAGAUCAUCAGUCUGUUCUCAUCAUCAAUGUGCGCCUCAGCAUAGAUGGCUCUCGCACCGUGCUGUUUGGCACACCCAUCACAAAUAUUCACUUUCCUCAGCAAUUCAAGACGCAGUAUCCUUGGGUCUUUUUCAAAUGCAGCUGGCUCCCAGAGCAACUAAGCCAGCACAAGCACACUAUGCUGAAAGAAUUGUCAAAGACUGGCUGUGCACCGGAUCCUAUUGGCAAUUUCCAGCUACCCUGGACAACUUCGACAUUGAAGAGCUUCUCGCGCUCUGAAGAAGACGAAGGUCAGCAUAAAAUGCUAGCUUGCGUGCUCGUCUUUGCACAGCAUCGCGGAACGCACAUUCCCUACACUUUGUCGGUCGCAGCGAAAGCUGACGUGUUCGCUCAGCUGUCUCAACAACUCUGCGCUUAUGCAAAGAGAGGGUACCAUUACCGUGAUUUGAACACCGGCAACGUUCUCAUCAGGUAUGAGAACGACAAGAUGGUUUUGAACCUGGUUGACCACGGGAACGUCCGUCAUGGCUCUGUGCGUGGCCUCGAGACCACGGCAGAGGACGACGCACGUUCCGCAAACCAGCUCUUCAUCCCCUCCGGCAUGCACAGGGCCGUGAGUGCUCGGGAUUCGUUCAUCUUCGCCGGCCAACGAUUGUUGGUCGCAAUUACAGACAGGGACAAGAUGCUCAGGCGGAGACAGUGGUAUGACGAGCAUCGAGAGCUGUACCUGUCUCUGCACAGGUACUGUGACGACCUCGAGUCGUCGAUCUACAUACUCAUUUGGCUGGUGAGUAGCUUGAGUGCUUCUGUUCCUCUUGAAGUACAGCGAUGCUGAUGUGCUGCGGUCAUAGUCUGCAAAGCCCGGAAUGCACGAUCAGCUACGCAGAAUCCUCACCAACGCAGGCGAGAAGACUAAAGCAUGGUCGAAGGAAGUCCGUUUCGAAAUGGUAUGUCUUCCUGACCGAGGAUGAGGACUCCCCCGGCAACACGGGGUUCGAAUUUCGCUAAUAGCUUCAAUUCACGGUCCUGCCGACGCAGCUACUCAUCGAACACCUCGGCGCAGAAGAGGUUUGCAAUGAUUUGCUAUUGGAACUCUACAGAGCCAUUCGACAUGCACAAGAAGCAUCGCUGAAAAGGGUGGAGACACACUACGAGGAGAUGAUCCUCAACGGCGAGAGCAACGUGCCCUUUGAGAUCAUCGAAAGUCGACUCAAGACCGUUGGGGAACUCCCUUUGACGCCAGAAGAAGAGCAGUGCAUGGCUGUUGAAGCGCCAAGACUCUUCAGGGAGAUGAGCCGCUUGAUGAAUGGCAGCGCAAUGGUUGGGAUCGGAUCGCCGCUUUUCGCUAGCCGACGUGCUACUUGUGACCCUGCGUGCGACGCUGAGCUGACUGGGAGUCCUGCUACACUCUCGACUUCUCGUCAGAAGCAGACCGCUUCAGACUCGACUCCAGCAGACGCUAAAAGAACAAAGGCACAGCCUUAAGUAAGUCGCGCCGCAAGCCGCAAAUUUCUGCCUCGAGUCAGGCAGCCUUCAAUUCGAAGGAGUCCCCGUGCGAGUCGAUGGCUGCCUGUCUCGCCUGGGCUGUUGCUGCUCGGAACUCUGAUUUCGGCCCCUUCCUUGGUCCCGCCUUGUAGCCUAACACUCACCCAAUCGCUCGGUCACACUCAAGUCGCUCACAACUCUCGCCACCAUCUGCCCGUUCCUGAUACUGGUGCUGCGCCUUAUUCGCCCUGCAAUGGCCUCUUUUUGUAUCGUAUUGCAUGCAAAGGCGGGCAGCUUGAGCGCCU
Messenger RNA from Ceraceosorus bombacis, 2833 nucleotides. The record is from the annotation of a GenBank genome assembly. NCBI's taxonomy places the organism in Eukaryota, Fungi, Basidiomycota, Exobasidiomycetes, Ceraceosorales, Ceraceosoraceae.